CUCGUGAGCUAAUUGAUGAAUGAAUAUCGAGUAGAACUUGUGAGCUAAUUAAUGAGCCAAACUCGAGGUCAAGCUCGAGUGAAACACAACUGAUGUUUUAGUAAACAAGCCAAGCUUGAUUUUGGCUCAUUUAUUAACAAGCGGAACCUAAAAUUAGAUCAAAACUCGACUCGACUCGACUCAUUCAGAGUCCUAUAUGUGAAUCUAAACCUAUUACACCUGCCGACACCGGAUCCUAAUUUCCCCAAAACUCUGCCCACUUAUGGAUAAGGGACAACACGUCAUUCUAAUUUCCCCAAAAGAAUAAUAAAAAUAAAACCACCCACCAUUUCGUCGCCCGUCGUUUUCCCUUCCCCCCAAUCACCAUCGUCCGAUCGCCAUUCGGACACCUCUCAACGGCUGUGAUUUCAUCAGCAACAUCCACAGAAAAGAAAGCCCCACCGUACACAGUCUUUCUCCCCUAACUGAAUACCGACACGUGUCUCCCGGCCCAGCUCUCUAUUUCAGUGCUCCCCACCACUCUCACAAAAUUCCCUUCCACCGCUGAUCUCCGGUCGCUCUUCUUCUCUUCCCCUUCUCCGCCAUUUCUCUCUCUCUCUCUAGAACCAUCUCUCGCAUCAUCCCAUACUCUUCGAUCGAUUUUCCGUUUUCUAAACUCGUCGGGAAAAAAAGACCCCCCCCCCCCCCCCCCCCCCCCCCCGAUGAAUGUUCUUCCGGCUGCCGGCGAUGGCGCCGCCGCGGGAUGAGCUUGAGCUGAGCUUUUCGGUCAGGUGGAGCGAAUUUGAUUGUAACAGUGUUCGUCGUAGAAGAAGGAGAGGGCAAUGGUAGAUCCAUUCAUUCUGGUUCGGGUUCGAUCCAAGACUUGGUUCCACAAGCGGAAAAAAUAGAUUCGAUCUGUUUUAGGCUAAUCAAAUUAGUAAUUUUUCUUUCGUACUGUUGUUCUUCGCGAUCUCAAUAUAGCUUUUUUGUUAGGGAUUUUUGUAUUAGACUGUUUGCUGAGUUGCUGUUGUUUCUCCUUCGCCCUCUGUUUGUGGUUCCUCAAUUCCUGUACAGCUUUUUCCCUCGGAUUUACUGAGAGGGGUUUUGUGAAUACUAGCGUUCUUUUUGCUAGAAGAGGCUUUUUUCUCUUUUUAGUUAGAUUGAAAAACAACGAUUGGGAAACUGGGGAAGAUGAGUUUAGGAGCGGCGGAGGAAGGAUCGGAGAAGGAGAUACACAUCCCAGCUGAAAUCAACUGGGAAAUGCUCGACAAAUCCAAGUUCUUCUUCCUAGGUGCCGCAAUGUUCUCGGGAGUUUCAGCAGGGUUGUACCCUGUGGUUCUGAUCAAGACCAGGCAACAAGUAGCUCAAUCCGAGCUCUCUGCAAUGAAGACGGGGUAUUCCAUCCUACGAAAUGAAGGGUUUCGAGCUCUGUAUCGAGGGGUGGGGACAUCAUUGAUGGGGACAGUGCCAGCUAGAGCACUCUACAUGGGUGCUCUUGAGGUAACCAAGAGCUAUGUUGGGACUGCCACUGUUAGGUUAGGGUUUCCUGAUGCAACAGCAGCAGCAAUAGCAAAUGCAGCUGCUGGGUUGAGUGCAGCUAUGGCGGCACAGCUUGUGUGGACCCCUGUUGAUGUUGUCAGCCAGAGGCUCAUGUGCCAGGGUGGGAAGGAGUCCAUGCGCAGAUACACGAAUGGGGUAGAUGCGUUUCGGCAGAUCAUGAGGACGGAUGGGGUUCGAGGGUUGUACAGAGGGUUCGGGCUAUCCAUCCUGAUCUAUGCGCCUUCCAAUGCUGUGUGGUGGGCUUCUUACUCGGUUGCUCAGAGAACGGUCUGGGACGGAGUUUGUUCUUUCUUGAGCAAGAAGAAAAAUGGGAAUGGUGAUGGCGCCUAUAGACCUGAUUCAAAGACUGUGAUGGCAGUUCAGGGGAUCAGUGCGGCUAUGGCGGGUGGUGUAUCAGCACUGAUCACCAUGCCACUCGACACAAUCAAGACUAGGCUGCAGGUUCUGGAAAGUGGUGGAGAGGAGAAGCAUGGGCCAACAGUGAGGCAGACGUUUAGGAACUUGGUUAAGGAAGGUGGCCUGAUGGCUUGUUACAGAGGAUUAGGGCCAAGAUGGGCUUCGAUGUCGAUGUCAGCUACGACGAUGAUCACCACGUACGAGUGUCUCAAACGCCUGUCAGCAAAGAAUCAAGAAGCCCUGUAAUGAUAGGAAACAAGAAUCCGAGGUUUUUUUUUUUAUUUGUGCUCCCUCCUCUUUUAUCUGGUCUAAAUCUGGUUGCAAUUACAAGUUAAAUCUGUAGUUUUUUUCCCCUCUGGUUUACCCUUUAAUAUCUCUGUCUGGAAAUCCUGCCUUUUGCCUAGUUUGCUGAUCAAAGUAACUGCCUUCAAGGAUGUUCAUUAGGUUAUCUGAAGAGGAAAGCUUUUCUAAUCCAAUUGCUCCCACAAUUCUGCUCCUUGUUAACACUCAUGUUUGUAUUAGUAGCUUGAGUUGUGGAAGUUAAUGAACAUGAAGGAAUCUGGGAAAAGUUGUUUAAUUGCGAGUUUUGAACCUUCUUGGAUAGUGAUGGGCACUUGUAAUUGGUGCAAAGACAGACUUUUUAGGAGACCUUAUGUCUUCUUGUCUUCAUUUGGGAUGUGCUUUUCAUAGUGGUAGGGCAGCAGCAGGGCUGCUAAUCUUAAAAGACUUUUUGGAUGAAUGUGAGAUUUUAUAAUUAGAGUGUGAUCCUCUAAAUUGUUUAAUUUGCCCCACCAUUUAUGCUUUGAGCCAUCAGCAUAUGUUAGCAAGCCAGUUCAGAUAGGCUGAUGAUGCUGAGGGAUGGAGCAGGUGCUUAAAUCUAUUUUGCCAUCCUAUUGAUGAUUUGACUAUAAAUAACUAGUUUGCAGUUUGCCCCACCAACACUCGAAUUGAUUGAAUUGAAUUGAAUACCCCACUGUUCUGCUAUCAACAUGUUAUCAACUGUCACUGGCACAAGGUUUGUUGUUCAUGCCAACAGCAUCAAUUGCCUUUGUAUUUUGCUCUGCAAUAAUUUGGUCUACAUCGGAUUAGAUAGAAUUGAAAUAUAAUUUGACUCGAUUUUUAUCUAUAAAAUCUUAAAAUAAUAAUAAUUUCAGCUGGUGUUAAUAUUGCUGCGGUAUUCGCCAACGUACCUCGUGAAACGAGUUCAGCUGCUGUCUAAGACGAAAGACCAGAUCCCAUAUGUUUAUUGGUCGGGCCAAGCAAGAAGGAAGGCACUGGUUUAGAGAAAAAUCUAAGGAAUCGCGCUGAAUCUUGUUUUCUUUCCUUCUCUUAUCCCUUCAAACAUCAAAAUAUAUUUCAUUUUGGAUUUUUUAGAUUCGAUCAAGACAAGUAUAUAAAUAUGAUGAUCUCGAAUUAAUAUCAAUUUGACGUAAUCAAUCAACCCCUAGUCACCAAGUUUAGGUCAAGUAGUUAAUGCAUUCCCCUUUCUAUGGUUAAGAGAUCCCUACAUAUUUACUUUAAGGUUUGUAGACUUUAAUGUCAAGCGACAAUCAUUUGCUAUUCAUCAAUGCACAUUUAUUUUCCUAGGAGCUCUCAUUCGAUACUAGUAAGUAGUGAUCCAUGGAACGAAUCUCAAUCACUCAAUGAGUGGGGUUGGUGACAACUUCCAAGUUUCCCCAUUUCUGCUUGCAAUAUGUGUGCUCAAGUGGCCCAAAAAUGUCUCUGUGGGGCUACCUUCGGAUGGUCCUACAUUGUGUAAAUUGCAUUGAUUUUACAAUCAUAAUCUCCUGCUCGAUUAAUUUUAGGGUUUGUGAUGUAGCAUGUACCAACUAAUUAUACCGAUACUAUUUGUAUGGAGAGAUCAAAUCAGUAUUUGAUUAAUAUGUGUACUUCGGGUUUACUAUGUUUUUGUCAACCAGUUCAUAUGAUACAUUGAAUAAUUGGAUUUGCUAUUUUCGAUUUCUGUGUGUGGUGUGUAGUGAUGGCAAUGGAUUGGAGCGGGGCGGGUACCUCAAUACCCAUGUCCCACCCCACGCUAGUACGGGUCGGGGCGGGUAAUACCCGCGCGAGAACGGGACGGGCCGGGUCGACCCACUCUUACAUGCUAUUUGAGAAAAAUACACGCACAAUUUUACCUUUAUGAUAAAACGAAGGGGAAAAUACUUGAUGAAUAAAUAAUAGUGAUAAUAUAAUAAGUAAUUGAAUCUAUUUAGUUGAAAGAUCAAAUCUAAAUAGUUGAAUAAAAGUCAAAAUAGGAAAUAUAUGAAUGGAUGAGGUAAAAAAUUGACAUAGAACGGGGUAGAAUGGGGCGGGGCGGGGCGGAAGUUGAUACCCAUGCACCGCCCCACGCUAAUGCGGGUCGGGUAAUACCCGCCCAUCGCGGGUCAAGUCGGGUAUUACCCGACGGAGCGGGUUCAAAUUGCCAUCCCUAAUGGUGUGCAUACGUUGUGCCUUGCUAUAGUCGUAUGAUCUCACAUAGUAAGAAAAUGGCCUGGGCAACUUGUGAUUUACGUAAGUGAAUAUUUUAGAAAGUAAUUGAUAGAGAUUUGAGGAUUCUAAGAGAGAAUUAAGCAAUUAAUAGAGAUGUGGGGAAGAACAGGUCGGGGCCUUGACAAGGAGAAGAUAUAGAUUUCACAGGAUUUGGGGAGAUUGGAGAUUGUGAUACUUUUCUUGAUAUUCUUCUAAUGAUUUUGAUGCAUAUCAAAGUAUAUAUUUAUAGGAAAAGACUCAUAAGUCUCUUUAAUAUGACUCCUUUUGCAUACGACAAUAUCUUUUCUGUGCAUGGUACUAGUGAAGAAAGUAGGAAACUGAAGGAGAUAGUGACCACAUAUGAACGUGAAUCAAGGCAUAUGGUCAAUAUUCGAAAGUUAGAACUGUCAUUUAGUACUAAUUAAAAGGAAGAUCGAAGGGAAGAGCUAACUAACAUUAUGAAUAUGAGACAUGUGUCAUACCACGAAAAAUACCCAAGUCUGCCAACUGUGAUCGGAAUAGUUAAGAAAGAGAUAUUUACCUACAUUGUUGAUAGAGUAGGCAAGAAGGUUAAGUUCUGGAAAAACAAACUUUCGUCAAGUGCAACAAAAGAGGUGCUCGUUAAAGCAGUGGCUCAAUCACAAGUCUAUGCUAUAUUUUUAUGUUUCUUAUACCUGAGGGAGUUCUUGAUGAAAUAAGAAGGAUGAUCACAUGAUUUUGGUUGGGGCAAAACAAAGAAAAGAAAAGAAUACACUGUGGACUAGUUGGCACUUGGGAGAAACUCUGCAAAACAAAGGACGAGGGUGGAAUGGGUUUCAGGUAUUUACAAAUAUUUAAUUUAGCUGUAUUUAGGCGUCAAGUAUGAAAUCUAUUCCGGAAACCAAACUCUUUGGUAGCCCAAGUACUGAAAGCCAAGUAUUUCCCAAAUACCACCCAAGUCAUAUUUCUCGAAGUCUAAUGGCUGCUAAGGACCUGGUGGCAUCUAGGACACAAUGGAGAGUAGGUGAUGGACAAAGUAUCAAAAUCUGGUGGGAUAAGUGGGUUCCAGAGGUAAAUACAUAUAAGGUGGAAACUCCAAUAGCAAGCCUAAGUUUACAAUCAACAAUUGAUAAUUUGAUAGACCAUAAAUCUAGGACAUGACGACUAGACCUGCUUCAGACACAUUUGAGCCCCCAUGAUCGGGAAAAAAUUAUAUAGAUUCCCAUCUAGGGAUAGCCAAUGUCGGGGACUGUAAAAGAUGGGCUUAAAGAAUGGUUGUGACGAGUAGGGAUGGCAAAUUACCCAGCCAUGGUAAUUAUACCCAAACCCAAGUAGAUCUAUUGACAAUGGGUUGGGUAUGGGUGAAAUGCAUAUGAAUUUGGGGGUUUAUAGAUGGGUUUGGGUUUGGGGCUUCCAUAAUCUAAAUGGGUAUGGGUUGGAUAUGGAUAUUCAUUUACUUGAGGGUGUUUUAACUACACAUGCAAAAAUUGGACCUAUUUGCAAGACUUGAAAAGUUUAUGUACCAAAAUGUAAGACCAAAAAAAUUUAGGUACCAAAACAUAAAUUUCCAUCGAUAUUUUGAGGACUUAUAUGCAAAAAAAAAUAAAUUUAGGUACUAAAUAUGCAUGUCUAUUAAGUUUAGGUACCAAAAUGUAAUUUGUAUUUGGGGAUGGGUACAAACCCAAAUCCAUUUGAUAUAAACCCAACUCAACCAAAAGUAAAUGGGUAUGGGUACAAACCUAUCGAACUCUACCCAUAUCCAUCUAUUUGGAUUUCAAACCCAACCCAAUUGAGUUGGAUAGUAAGAAACCCAUGGGUAUGGGCAAAAUUGCCAUCCUUAGUGACGAGUGCCUUUUUUUUUAUUGUGCCUAGGAAGUAGAAUAUGGAGACUCACCCAACUAGCUUAUUGUCUCGAGAAAGGAAAAGAUAAAAUGUGCGAAGAAUGGCUUUGUAAAAUCUUAGAGGUCUAUGAGGACGAUCGUCUCAUGCAGUUUGUCAUGCUACUAUGGUUCAUAUGGAACGAAAUGAAUAAUCACUUGUUCAAUAAAGCAAAAUUAGAAGAAUGGGAGAUCUACACUAGAUCAUAGACGUACUUGGAAGAGUUUGUUUCAAACCAGAAGAGCAAUCCCCGUCGAAAAAUGAGCGUCACUCAUAUGUUUGGAAGCCACCACCGUUGGGUUUCCUGAUCUACACCACGAUGUUUAGGAGCUGGGACGGGCAUGAGACUGGUUGUUCGAGAUGAAAGGAUGGUCUUUAGAGCGGCGACAUUAAAGAGAGUCUGACACCAAUGGCAAUCGAAAAUGGCAGAAGGCCAAACGUUUCUCUUGGCUUUGAACUUUGCUCAAGAACAUCGAAUCCUACAAAUGAUUCUAGACACUGAUUACCGAACCCUAGUGGGUGGCCAGAUUAAACAGUGAAGAAACCUCUAUCCUCGAAAUUGGAGGGGUUUGUGACGAAAUAUGAGGAGUGGCGGAGGAAAUGGGUGAAGUUCAGUGGCGAUUUUGGGGAAGAAAUGGAAAUAAAGCGGCUCACUCUCUCGCUCACAUGCAUUGUAUCUGGGGUGUGGAGAAAAAAUGGCUAGAUAGACCAGUAGUUUUUCUUGUUCACCAUUUGAGAACAAACCUAUAACUUACCU
Molecule: messenger RNA, 7018 nt
Organism: Linum trigynum
Lineage: Eukaryota; Viridiplantae; Streptophyta; Magnoliopsida; Malpighiales; Linaceae
Source: the annotation of a GenBank genome assembly